CUCCCGCCGGGCAGCGGGACUCAGACCCAUGCCGCUGUCGCCCGCGACCUCCAGGUUCCGUUGACGCUGCUGUCCGCCGAGCGUACGACCUCCAGCUGUGGUACUCUGCUGCCAAAUCAGGCUAAAGUUGACAAGCUGUGCACUCCUAAAGGAAAGGCUUUCUGAAAUCCAAACCCGCAUCGGAAAGUCUUUCAGGCCCAUGAUGACACAGACCUGUAGUGAGAAGCUGCUGUGUCCUAUCAGCCCACAGAGGAGCAGAGAAGGGCAGCAGCUUUUCUGGGGACGCAGCAGCUGGAACAGAGGCUGAGCAGGAGUCCAGACCUCUGUGCCCCAGCACCCCACAUCUCUUCUCAGUCUGAGGUAGGGGUCCUCUCCCUUCCCUGUUUUUACUCUGCUCUCAUGUGACCCCAGCUGCUCCUGGCUAAUGCUGAAAUGGGCCCAUGGGGCACUGUGAAACUCGGAAACAGGGGAGUGAGGCAAGGGGCAGGGGGAGAAGAGGAGGCUCUGCCCAGACAGAACACAUACCCACCCCUUCUUUCUGGCUGGGGAGCUGCGGGAACAAGUCCAGGCCCCAACCACUCUAGUCAGCUCCAGAGCACCGAAGCCCCACAGGCACAGGCAGCCAUGGCCCCUGAGGAGAAGCUGGACCCAAUCCCUGACAGCUUUAUCCUGCAGCCACCUGCCUUCCACCCAGUGGUUCCUUAUAUCACAACCAUUUUUGGUGGCCUGCACACAGGCAAGAUGGUCAUGCUUCAGGGAGCAGUCCCCAGAGAUGCACACAGGUUUCAGGUGGACUUCCAGUGUGGCUGCAGCCUGGAUCCACGGCCAGACAUCGCCAUCCACUUCAACCCUCGCUUCCACACCACCAGACCCCAUGUCAUCUGCAAUACUCUACAUGGAGGACACUGGCAGGUGGAGGCCCGCUGGCCUGGCCUGGCCCUCCAGAGAGGGGCCAGCUUCCUCAUCCUCUUCCUCUUUGGGAAUGAGGAGGUGAAGGUGAGUGUGAAUGGACAGCACUUCCUCCACUACCGAUACCGGCUCCCAUUGUCUCGGGUGGACACCCUGGGCAUAUUUGGGGAUAUCUCUGUGCAGGCCGUUGGAUUCCUGAAUAUUAGCCCAUUUGCAGAAGGCAGCAGAGAGUAUCCCACUGGACACCCCUUCCUGCUUCAGAGUCCUGAGCUGGAGCUUCCCUGUUCACACACCCUUCCUCAGGGACUCUGGCCCGGACAGGUCAUCAUAGUUCGGGGACUGGUCUUGCAAGAACCAAAAUAUUUCACACUGAGCCUGAGGGACAAGGCUGCCCACACACCUGUGAUGCUCAGGGCCUCCUUCACAGACCGAACGCUGGUCUGGGUCUCUCCCUGGGGCCGCAAGACACUGAUCUCAUCGCCCUUCCUCUUCCACCCCCAGCGAUUCUUUGAGGUGCUGCUCCUAUGCCAGGAAGGGGGGCUGAAGCUGGCGCUCAACGGGCAGGGCCUGGGGGCCAUAAGCCUAGGCCAGCAGAUGCUGGAGAGACUGCGGGAGGUCCAGGUCAGAGGAAGCAUCCAGCUAUACUGUGUCCACUGCUGAGUGGCCCAGCCAGAAAAAGAAGCCAGCCUGCACCAGGGCCUCACAGUGUGGCACCUCCUUGCCACGGCCAUGUAGGCCUGUUCACCCGUGUGGCUGCACCAUGGGUCUGCACCUGCCUGAGAUGGCUUCAGCUCCGCAGCUCCCCCACCCAGAGCUGCGCUUUUCUCUGACUUCUUCCCAGACUACGCUAUGCCCAUGGGGUGAGCUAUAAAAGGCUAACAAAGAUUCUCAGAAGUACAGGGGCCUUAUGAACUUGGACAUUUACUCCAUUCCUACCCAGAAGCUCAGGAGAAGCUGGCCCAGGCCCGCAGGACACUCAGACUCUCUUGGAAACUGCCCCUCCCAGGCGCCAGCAUCAGCAGUGGGGCUGGAGUCUCGAGUCCCAGGCUGGGCCCGACGUGUGCUACUCACACUCAUUCCAUCAGCCAGCUUCUACCCAUGACACAGGGCAAAGCUGAGUGUGGGGUUUCCCCAGGGCCAGACAGAGCCUGUGGUCACGCAGUAACAGCAGGCGACAGAGGGAGAGGGAGGACGCCUGCCCUUGCCUGUGGGACAGUAGCU
Molecule: messenger RNA, 2130 nt
Organism: Octodon degus (degu)
Lineage: Eukaryota; Metazoa; Chordata; Mammalia; Rodentia; Octodontidae
Gene: Lgals12
Product: galectin 12
Exons: 10
Coding region: 433-1569 (378 amino acids)
Biological process (GO): lymphatic endothelial cell migration; intrinsic apoptotic signaling pathway
Molecular function (GO): integrin binding; lactose binding
Source: RefSeq, a predicted model, not a curated record